CAGAUUUUGAAUUCUACAGCAGGAGCGGCGACAAAUAUUUACAGUGUUUUCUCUUAUUCUGUGUCUUUCGUCGCGAUAAGCUAUUAAAAUCAUGCAGCCCCUUACUCUUAACACUAAAGGAGACAUCCAAAUUGAUAUAAAUCAAGUUAGGAUAGACAUUCUGCACGGAAUCAAGGAAUGUAGUGAUCGCGGGCUAUCACAGACGACUAAGUGGCUUGCAGAGCUGAAUUAUGCUCUCAAAGAUCAUAAAAUAACUUACGAAGAGCCUCCGGGUGACCAUGACGAUGGUAUCUCAGCGGAAGAAAGGGAAGCAUACACAAUGGCGAAGAGUUAUUUUGAUUGCCAAGAAUAUGACAGAGCUGCUCACUUUAUAGAGAACUGUACAAGUUCAAAAUGUGUGUUCUUACACAGAUACUCUCAAUACAUGUCCAGUGAAAAGAAGAGAUUGGACAAUGCCACAGACUCUGGAGCUGAAAACUCAGAAUCAACACAAGUGCUUUUAGAUCUUCUUUCUUUUUUUAAGGCAAACCGCAACAAUUUGGAUGGCUACUUGCUCUAUCUGGAAGGAGUAGUGUUAAAGAAAUUGGACCUGCGAAGUCAAGCUGUGACAGUACUGCAAGCUGCAGUUGCAUCUACUCCUACACUGUGGGCUGCGUGGGUGGAGCUAGCAGGCCUAGCUAAUGAAUAUGAAGCAUUAGAUGCUCUACAACUACCCAAGCAUUGGAUGAUGUACUUCUUUGCAGCUCAUGCAUUUGUAGAGUUAAAACUUUCUGAGCAAGCCCUUGAAGCAUACACAGCUCUGGCUGCUGCAGGAUUCGAUAAGAGCACUUAUGUCAUGGCUCAAAUGGCCAUUGCACAUCAUGAUAGGAGAGAUGUAGACUCAGCAUUGAAUCUCUUUUGGGAGUUGUACCAAAUUGACCCUUAUCGCUUGGACAAUUGGGAUGUGUACUCCCAUCUACUUUACUUGAAGGAGAAGAGAAUGGAACUAGCUAACCUGGCUCAGAGGGCAGUCUCCAUUGACAAGUACAGGGUUGAAACCUGCUGUGUUAUUGGUAACUACUACAGCCUGCGGAGCGAGCACCAGAAGGCGGUGAUCUACUUCCAGCGCGCCCUCGCCCUCGACCCGCAGUACCUCUCCGCCUGGAUCCUCAUGGGGCACGAGUUCAUUGAACUCCAGAACUCCAAUGCUGCUAUACAGUGCUACCGACAAGCUAUUGAUGUGAAUAGAAACGACUACCGGGCAUGGAACGGGCUCGGUCAAGCAUACGAGAUACUAGGCCUCAAUGGGUACUGCAUAUACUACUACUCGAGGGCCGCGCAACUCAAACCAGAUGACUCCAGAAUGUUGGUCUCCCUCGGAGAGGCUUAUGAGAAGAUGGACAAGAUACCCAACGCAUUGAAGUGCUAUUACAAAGCUCAUAGUACCGGUGAUAUUGAAGGCAUGGCGUUAUUUAAGUUGGCAAAGCUGUACGAGAAGUCGAACAUGCCAAACAGUGCCGCGGCAGCGUACACGGCGGGCUGCCAAGACCCCGCCAACGCCGGCAGUAAAGAACUGCCCGCGGCGCAGCGUUACCUAGCGCAGUACUACCUGCGCUUCUCACUGCUCGACCACGCUGCGCACUACGCGUACAAAUGCUUGGAGAACGAAAGUACAAAAGAAGCUGGGAAGAACAUUCUCAAGACGAUAUCGGAGAAGCGGCUAGCGGCGUCGUCCUCCCAACCUGCGAACUUACCUGAUGACUUGCCGGAAGCUAUAAAGAACGUAUCAACAGUCUCCAUAGGCCUGGAACCCCCUAAGACGCCGCUACCAAGUCCUAAUGUUACUCCAGACAACUUCUCAACGCCAAUGUUCACACGAAGAGGUAGUAAAUAUAAAAUGUGACAUAUCUCUAAGAAAUGUAAAAUGUAAUGAAAAGUGGAAGUGACUAAAGCAAAGUGACUUAAGCUGGAAGAGUCAGAUCAGAUACUGAAUGUACACAAAUAGUUCUAUGAACUUCUUGUAAAGUGUUUAUAAUAAAUAAUUAUGUAUUUGUGUCAAA
Molecule: messenger RNA, 2039 nt
Organism: Pectinophora gossypiella (pink bollworm)
Lineage: Eukaryota; Metazoa; Arthropoda; Insecta; Lepidoptera; Gelechiidae
Product: cell division cycle protein 23 homolog
Exons: 7
Coding region: 92-1882 (596 amino acids)
Biological process (GO): cell division
Cellular component (GO): anaphase-promoting complex
Molecular function (GO): protein binding
Source: RefSeq, a predicted model, not a curated record